GUGCUCAGUAUAACAGAGGCAUUAGAGCACAUAAACUUAUGUAUGAAGCAUUGAGAAGCAUACAGCUGACAGAAUUCAUUGAUUAUAUGAAUUUAUCUGAUGAUGGGGCUUUCAUCGAUCAAUUGCAGCAGUUGAAUAUUUGUCUUCAAGAUUUAAGAGAACUAACUGUAGAUAAGGAUCGUAACGGCUUAAGCGAUAAAUAUAACCAGCAUAAAACCACAAUUGAAACAUUUAUUUCCCAUUUCUCUUAAUUUUUAAAUCAUAUGAGCGCUGAAAACGAACUAUUCAAAUAUUUUAAAAAUUACUGUGAAAUGGUAGAAAUUCUUUUGAAUUCAAUUAUAGCUGACAGAAGUAAUAACUAUGAAUUACAUUUAGUGUCUACUCGACAAUUUUUACCUUAUUUUUUUGCUAUGAAUCACACAAAUUAUAUUCGUGGGGUAACACUUUACCUACAAGAUAUGUUAAAAUUACCUGCAGACGUCGUACAUGAUCUGAAGAGAGGAAUGCAUGCCGUCAAACGAACUGCAGGAACAUUCAAUGCAGUUGGCUGCGAUUUAGCACUAGAACAGUCUCAGAACCGAUCUUCUGCAGUGACUGGAGUCUUAAUUGGUAUCACAAAAAAUGAAGAAGCAAUGCAAAGAUGGUUGCUUCUGUAUCCUUUCAAAAACAGCGUUCACUCAAUGCUUAUUUCAUACCUUGGAAUACAAUCUGACACUACAGGUGACAUUAAUAGUCAUAAUGAAUGGACGCAAUCGAGAAUUAAUACGGACGAAAACGAUGUUGAAAGUAUCAUUAAGUGUUUCAAAGGUUGUAGUCCAUUCACUACUAAUGGGGAAUGUGUGCUUCGAAAUAUUGUCACUGGUGAACUUGCAGUAGAAUCAACGUCGCGAUGCUUACUUAAUGUUAAAGAAAAUGGUGAGGCUCUAUUAACUACAUACGAAAAUGAAAGAUUUUUCCAGAAAACUAAAAAAUUAUCGGACCCUAUAAAAAAAACUAAAUUUAACAACUUUAAAGACACUCCUUCGAAGUCAAACAAAAUUGGUUCCAACAAAAAAUUGCAAGAUGUAACAGACAUAACAAUUUUCCAAAAAUCAUUCAUGACGGCUUCUCAACGUGGAUUUAAUACGAGGAUGUUAGCAUCGUAUGAAGUAUUGAAUUACUGUAAGUAUCUAUUUGACAGUGACGGAUUUUACAGGAAGUCACCAAAAUCACAACUCCUCGUUGAAAUUAAAAAAAUAUAUAAUUGUGGUACAAGCUCUCAGCAAGAUUUUAUAAAUUUAAAUACUUUCAAAGUUUAUAUUAUUGAUGGUAUGGCACUUGUUCACAAAAUUCAGUUAAAUAAGUUCAAUACUUUCGGUGAUUUUGCUGAAGCUUUCUUUAAAAAAAUUUUAGAAUUUUUUACUUUGCCUGGCGUUAAAAGAAUAGAUGUAAUAUUUGAUAGAUACGACGAUAUUUCUAUAAAAUUUAUGGAGACAAAAUUACGGAGUAAAGAGCAGAUCAUUAAAAAUACCAUAAUUUCCAACCAUUCAACAAAUAUUCCUGCUGAUUGUAAAGCUUUUCUUACUAACGCUCAUAAUAAAAUGCAACUCGUCCGAUUUCUUUGCGCUAAUGCUCCAAAAUAUGCACAAGUAAAUAAAGACUGCGAGAUGUAUAUUUGUGGAGGAUUCGAUGAUCCAACUAAAUGUUUCAAGUUGCAAGGAUAUUUAAUUUGUGAAGUACUUGAAUUACAGUCAAACCAUUUAGAAGCUGAUUCAAGAAUGUUCGUCCACAUAUUUCACGCAGUAAGGAUUCAAUCUGCUCAGAUUAUCAUAAUGAGCACUGAUACAGAUGUAUUCGUCUUGGCAGUUUAUUUCUGGAAAUACUUAGCAAAUAUUGGGUGUCUCGGUUUAUGGUUUGAUGGUUCUCACACAAACAAACGUUUUCUAGGAUGCCAUUUGGCUGCUGAAUCCCUGGGUGAAAACAUAUGCAAUAUUUUGCCAGCAUUACAUGCUAUAAGUGGUUGCGAUACUACUAGUAGAUUUGGUAGUAAAAUGCAAUGGUUGAAAGCUGCGUCUGAAGAUUUUGUACAAACAGCUCUCAUGCAUUUGGGAAACCUUGACUUAAAUAAUGAGCAAUUCAAACAGUUAGAAGCAGUUUGCACAUAUUUAGUUUCAAAGAAAAAAGUAUCUGCUGAUGAACUCAGAUUUGUACUGAUAUCUCAAAAUAUAGGUUUUAAUUUCAAUUUGAUGAGAGUGAUAUGCACUUCAGAUGCUUUGCGUUUGCAUUUAUUAAGGGCUACAGUACAAACAUUUAUAUGGAAAAAUGCUCAUCAAACACAAUUACCACCCAUUGAUUAUUGUUCAUUGGGUUACGAAAACCUCAACGGUGACUUAUGUCCACGACAAAUGACGAAGCCGUCUUUACCAGAGUCAUUAAUUCCACCCUGUAAAUGUACUGCAAAUUGUCGCACAAUGUCUUGUUUAUGCAAAAAAUCUGAAUUGUUUUGUAUUUCAUUAUGUAAAUGCAUCAAUAACAAAUGUGAAAAUCAAAAUGAGUAAUUUUUAACCUAUUUUGCAUACAUUUAUGCUUGAAUUCGCUGGUAUUUCAUAUAUUAUUUUUAUAUUUUUAUUAAUAAAAAAAAUUAAUAACUUCCAUUUCUGUUUUUUUUUUAAUUUUUAAGAAUCUGUCCUCACUUUUACUAUUACAAAAACUAUAAAUUAUUACGGAAAUAAUCAUUAAAAUGAUUUUAUAUCAUGUACUCAAUACAUUCCCUUUACG
This is a messenger RNA of Diatraea saccharalis (sugarcane borer), 2757 nucleotides long. The record is from the annotation of a GenBank genome assembly. Lineage: Eukaryota; Metazoa; Arthropoda; Insecta; Lepidoptera; Crambidae.